AUGAAACGGAGAAGUAGGAAGAAGAAAAGAGUGAUGAAACGGAGAAGUAGGAAGAAGAAAAGAGUGAUGAAACGGAGAAGUAGGAAGAAGAAAAGAGCGAUGAAACGGAGAAGUAGGAAGAAGAAAAGAGCGAUGAAACGGAGAAAUAGGAAGAAGAAAAGAGUGAUGAAACGGAGAAGUAGGAAGAAGAAAAGAGUGAUGAAACGGAGAAAUAGGAAGAAGAAAAGAGUGAUGAAACGGAGAAAUGGGAAGAAGAAAAGGGCGAUGAAACGGAGAAAUAGGAAGAAGAAAAGAGUGAUGAAACGGAGAAAUAGGAAGAAGAAAAGAGUGAUGAAACGGAGAAAUGGGAAGAAGAAAAGGGUGAUGAAACGGAGAAAUAGGAAGAAGAAAAGAGUGAUGAAACGGAGAAAUAGGAAGAAGAAAAGAGUGAUGAAACGGAGAAAUAGGAAGAAGAAAAGAGCGAUGAAACGGAGAAAUAGGAAGAAGAAAAGAGCGAUGAAACGGAGAAAUAGGAAGAAGAAAAGAGCGAUGAAACGGAGAAAUAGGAAGAAGAAAAGAGCGAUGAAACGGAGAAAUAGGAAGAAGAAAAGAGUGAUGAAACGGAGAAAUAGGAAGAAGAAAAGAGUGAUGAAACGGAGAAAUGGGAAGAAGAAAAGAGUGAUGAAACGGAGAAAUAGGAAGAAGAAAAGAGUGAUGAAACGGAGAAAUAGGAAGAAGAAAAGAGUGAUGAAACGGAGAAAUAGGAAGAAGAAAAGAGCGAUGAAACGGAGAAAUAGAAAGAAGAAAAGGGAGGUGUUAGAGCACUUAGGAGCUCGAGGGAAAAUAUUUUGGUAUGGUGGAUACUUGGUGGCAUAA
This is a messenger RNA of Ylistrum balloti, 855 nucleotides long. RefSeq names its product splicing regulatory glutamine/lysine-rich protein 1-like. The transcript has a single exon. NCBI's taxonomy places the organism in Eukaryota, Metazoa, Mollusca, Bivalvia, Pectinida, Pectinidae. The coding region runs from base 1 to 855 and encodes 284 amino acids. The record is from RefSeq and is a predicted model, not a curated record.